Epithele typhae is the source of this 1347-nucleotide messenger RNA. RefSeq names its product alpha-ketoacid dehydrogenase kinase. Gene Ontology annotation, biological process: protein phosphorylation; regulation of glucose metabolic process. Lineage: Eukaryota; Fungi; Basidiomycota; Agaricomycetes; Polyporales; Epitheliaceae. The transcript has 9 exons. The record is from RefSeq and is a predicted model, not a curated record. Gene Ontology annotation, cellular component: mitochondrion. The coding region runs from base 1 to 1347 and encodes 448 amino acids. Gene Ontology annotation, molecular function: pyruvate dehydrogenase (acetyl-transferring) kinase activity.
AUGUUCCGCAUCUCCCCCAGCCUCUGGGAGCGCAUCCACCACUUUGCCUCCUUCCCCCAGACCGGAGUCUCCCUCCAGCAGAUGGUCCUCUUCGGCCAGAACCCUAGCCAGGGCACCCUCCUCCGCGGCAGCCAGUUCCUCCUCGAGGAGCUCCCCGUCCGUCUCGCCCACCGGGUCAAGGAGCUCGACCAACUCCCCCACAGCCUGAGCGACGUGCCCUCGAUCAAGAAGGUCAAGAACUGGUACGCUCAGUCGUUCGAGGAGCUCAUCUCCUUCCCCCCUAUCCGCCUCCCCCCGGACCUCCGUGCAGCCCUCAUCGCGCCCCCCGCCGACUCCGUCGUCCUCCCAGAGUCCCACCCGAACCCGUCGCUCCAGUACCAGUACUACUCGGACGACUACGCCGACCCCUCCUCCUCCCUUGGCAUCGUCUCCACCCCCAAGAACGGCUCCGGUCGCUCCGCCGGGAACAGCCAGAAGAUGCGGAUUCCCAUGGAACGAAGAUACUAUGCCAACACGUCCCACGUCAAGGUCUGGCCGCCCGAGGUGCGCGAGUACAACCGCGCGUUCACCAACGCGCUCGAGGCCAUCAAGAAGCGCCACGACCCGACGGUGACCACCGUCGCCCAGGGUGUGCUCGAGUGGAAGCGGAGCCAGAACGCGCGCAACAUCAACCUCGACGUCCAGCACUGGCUCGACCGCUUCUACAUGUCCCGCAUCGGCAUCCGCUUUCUCAUCGGCCAGCACAUCGCGCUCAACACGCUCCAACCGCACCCAGACUAUGUCGGCAUCAUCUGCACGAGCGCUAGCGUGCACGACAUCGUCCACGAAGCGAUUGAGAACGCGAGAUUCGUGUGCGAGGAGCACUACUCGAUGUUCAAGGGCCCGCCGGUGCAGCUGAUCUGCCCCAAAGACCUGCACUUCCCGUACGUGCCCGGGCACCUGUCGCACAUCUGCUUCGAGCUCCUGAAGAACUCCCUCCGCGCCGUCGUCGAGCGGUACGGGCCCGAGCACGAGGGCGCGUUCCCGCCGAUCAAGGUCAUCGUCGUCGAGGGCAAGGAGGACAUCACGAUCAAGAUCUCGGACGAGGGCGGGGGCAUCGCCCGCUCCGCCGUGCCCCUCAUCUGGACGUACAUGUACACCACGAUGGAGGGCCAGAACAUCGACCAGGACUUUGACGCCUCCGACUUCAAGGCGCCGAUGGCCGGCUUCGGCUACGGCCUGCCGCUGUCCAGACUGUACGCGCGGUACUUUGGCGGGGAUCUCCGCCUGAUUUCGAUGGACGGCUUCGGGACGGACGUGUACAUCCACCUCAACCGCCUCUCCAGCAACCGGGAGCCGUUGCCGUGA